Messenger RNA from Aplysia californica (California sea hare), 1230 nucleotides. RefSeq names its product choline transporter-like protein 1. The record is from RefSeq and is a predicted model, not a curated record. Gene Ontology annotation, cellular component: membrane. Gene Ontology annotation, biological process: transmembrane transport. Gene Ontology annotation, molecular function: transmembrane transporter activity. Lineage: Eukaryota; Metazoa; Mollusca; Gastropoda; Aplysiida; Aplysiidae.
GAAAUUGUUCUAUUUUGACGAAUCGUUACUGACCACUGUGUCUACGAGCACAACACCGACAACCACUUCCGGGUCAGUGUGCGUCAAGACAUGCCCGGAUGCAGUGGCUGACGUAACGGCCAUGCAGGCCUUGGCCAGCACCGGAACUAAGCUCUGCCGCUAUGACGUCAGUACUGCUAGCUAUUUUGACGGCGCAGCUGACGGUACCGACACGUGCCCGAAUGUACCUGUGGCCAAGACAAAUGUGGAGAGGACCUGGAGAACUCUUGGCGGGAGAUUGUUUACCUGACCCUUGUGGCGCUAGGUGUGUCCGUUGUGCUGCUGUUCCUCAUGAGGUUUGUGGCCCCUGUGCUGGUGUGGCUGGUGGUGGGACUGGUGGCUGUGGGCACCCUGGCUGCCAUCGGAUUUUGCUGACUUUGCUGAUCCUGGGUGGAGUGACAGCAGGCCUGACUUAUGCGUUCCUCUUCAUUGUCACCACUCAGACAAGAAAACCCUACAUAAUCCCCUGUUGACAUCUGUGGGGAGAUUAAUCAGGUAUCACUUGGGUUCUGUUGCAUUUGGUUCACUUAUCAUAGCCCUGGUGUCGCUGGUCAGGAUGAUUUUGUCCUUCAUAGAGGGCAGGGCAGACAUCCACUACACCUGGCUGCCCAUAACGAUGGCUUGUAUCGUCGCUUACUUCAUCGCUGGCUGCUUCUUUGGACUCUUCGAGCUGAUCAUCGACGCCGUAUUCAUGUGUUUUGUGGAAGACUGUGACAGGCACGACGGUGUGGAGCUGCCCUACUUCAUGAGCAAAGGCCUCAUGGAGUUCGUAAAAAAUGCAAACGAGGCCAAGAAACAUGCAAAACGACGGAAGAAAGAGGCCCAGGAACAAGAACAAGAGGAUGACUGAGGAAAGUUUCCAAUACUGCUAAAGAUCCAGAAGCUCACUGUGAUAUUCCGUGACACAAGUCGCGAUAUGAAAGUACAUGUACUGAUUCUGAGCUUUUCACUUUUUUAUACGCUUAAGCUCUUUUGGUUUAUGGUUUUCUGCCCUCUAUAUUGGGCGUUUUUUUAUAAACUUACAUGUGGGCUGCUUUUACCAAGUAUUAUGCUACCAUUCCAUUCUUGAAAAAUAUUGUUGAGAUUUAGUCACAAUAGCGUCAUUCGUAGUGAAACCUAAAAAGAGCAUAUUACUUUCUAGUUCUCAACAAAACCUCUGUGAUGAAUGUGAUGACGUCAGUGUCUGAUUUU